Mandrillus leucophaeus (drill) is the source of this 1064-nucleotide messenger RNA. It is a transcript of the gene ZNF517, whose product is annotated as zinc finger protein 517. NCBI's taxonomy places the organism in Eukaryota, Metazoa, Chordata, Mammalia, Primates, Cercopithecidae. The annotation marks the transcript as partial. Gene Ontology annotation, molecular function: DNA-binding transcription repressor activity, RNA polymerase II-specific. The record is from RefSeq and is a predicted model, not a curated record. The transcript has 4 exons. Gene Ontology annotation, biological process: negative regulation of transcription by RNA polymerase II.
AGCCUUAGGCCUGGGCUCCUUCCACUCAUGGCUCUGUGUUCCCCCAGAAUUCACUGUCUCUAGCACCUGCUCCUCCUCAGAGGGUACCCUGGAAUGACAAUGGCACUUCCGAUGCCUGGACCCCAGGAGGCUGUUAUGUUCGAGGAUGUGGCUGUGUACUUCACGAGGAUAGAGUGGAGUUGCCUGGCCCCCGACCAGCAGGCCCUCUACAGGGACGUGAUGCUGGAGAACUAUGGGAACCUGGCCUCGCUAGGCUUUCUUGUUGCCAAACCAGCACUGAUCUCCCUCUUGGAGCAAGGAGAGGAGCCGGGGGCCUUGAUUCUGCAGGUGGCUGAACAGAGCGUGGCCAAAGCCAGCCUGUGCACAGAUUCCAGGAUGGAGGCCGGGAUCAUGGAGUCUCCUCUGCAGAGAAAGCUCUCCAGGCAGGCAGGACUGCCGGGCACCGUGUGGGGGUGCCUCCCCGGGGGGCACCCCGCACCACCCCACCCACGUGGCAGUCCUGAGGACGGGUCAGAUAAACUCACCCGCCCCCGGGCUCGGGAGCGCAGCGCCUCCCCAAGGGUUCUGCAGGAAGACCCGGGCCGGCCCGUGGGGAGCUCAGACCCCCGCUACAGGUGCGUGUGCGGCAAGGCGUUCAGAUACAACUCACUGCUGCUCAGGCACCAGGUCAUCCACACCGGCGCCAAGCCCUUCCAGUGCACGGAGUGCGGGAAGGCCUUCAAGCAGAGCUCCAUCCUGCUGCGGCACCAGCUGAUCCACACCGAGGAGAAGCCGUUCCAGUGCGGCGAGUGCGGCAAGGCCUUCCGGCAGAGCACGCAGCUGGCUGCCCACCACCGCGUCCACACCCGCGAGCGGCCCUACGUGUGCGGCGAGUGCGGCAAGGCCUUCAGCCGCAGCUCCCGGCUACUGCAGCACCAGAAGUUCCACACCGGGGAGAAGCCCUUCGCGUGCACCGAGUGCGGCAAGGCGUUCUGCCGCAGGUUCACCCUCAACGAGCACGGCCGCAUCCACAGCGGGGAGCGGCCCUACCGGUGCCUGCGGUGUGGGCAGCGCUUCAUCCGAGG